Molecule: messenger RNA, 898 nt
Organism: Fragaria vesca subsp. vesca
Lineage: Eukaryota; Viridiplantae; Streptophyta; Magnoliopsida; Rosales; Rosaceae
Exons: 2
Coding region: 1-672 (223 amino acids)
Molecular function (GO): hydrolase activity
Source: RefSeq, a predicted model, not a curated record
AUGUCAAACUGUACUGUUGAGACCUGCACAGUUGAGACCAGUGAUGGAGCCAAGCUCAACACACGGCUCUUCAGACCCAGAGAAGCCAAAGAGGGCAAUGAUCCUGUGGUGGUUCUGGUCCAUCCCUACUCUGUCCUUGGUGGCUGUCAAGGCCUUUUGAGAGGCAUGGCAACUGGGUUAGCUGAGAAAGGUUUGCAAGCUGUCACCUUUGACAUGAGAGGAGUUGGGAGGUCAACUGGGAAGGCUUCUCUUACUGGGUUUGCUGAAAUCAAAGAUGUCAUUGCUGUCUGCAAAUGGGUCUCUGACAAUUUGGAUGCCAAUAGAAUUUUGCUUGUGGGUUCUUCUGCAGGUGCCCCAAUUGCAGGGUCAGCAGUUGAUCAGAUUGAACAAGUUGUGGGAUAUGUGAGUCUGGGGUAUCCUUUUGGCAUGACUGCCUCAAUUCUUUUUGGGAGACACCACAAAGCCAUCCUACAAUCCCCGAAACCAAAACUUUUUGUAAUGGGGACUCGAGAUGGGUUUACAAGUGUGAAGCAACUGAAGAACAAGCUAAGUUCUGCGGCAGGGCGUGUCGAAACACACCUUAUUGAAGGAGUUAGCCACUUCCAAAUGGAAGGCGCAGCUUAUGAUACACAGAUGGUGAACCUUAUCCUUGAAUUUAUUGUAUCAUUGUAGAUAAUCAACCAUUUGAAUGGGGUCAUCCUAUGCUGAAAGUCAUCAGAUUCUCCUCUUGGACGUGAGCCGCUGAAUGUUGUGCAUAUGCUAACUUCAUGUAGUGUGUAAUUUGCACAAGCUUAUUGCUUUGCAUGCUCCGUGCCAUCAGUGUAAACAGUAUUUUUUGUAUUUUCUUACGAGUCAUGAUCAAUCAUAGACAAAACAAUGGAUAUUUGAGAGUGCCAUC